AUGGCCAAUUCUCACAACGAUCCAAAGAAUCCACCCAAGGUUCCUACCGGGUGGGUUGCCCAAUUCGACGACAAAUACCUGACAUGGUUCUAUGUCAAUUUGGAUUCGAAAAAAUCCCAAUGGGAAGCUCCUGAAGGUACCACUUGGGAGGAGCCAAGAGCGGCAGUAGCACCUCCUCCAUAUGAACCUCAGGGUAGUAGCAAUAGUGUAAACAACACCAACGGCAGCAGCAGCAAUGUUGGAGGGCCAGCUGCUGGUUCUGGUAGUGGCAGUGCAGCCGCUGGCGCACAACGCACCGGGCCCGAUUACGGAGGCUAUGGUGGGUACCAACAACAACCACAACAAGGAUUUCAGCCACAAGGUGGCUAUCCUUCUGCUGGAGGCUACGGCGGAGGCUACGGCGGAGGAUAUGGCGGUGGAUACGGCGGCCCAGGAGGCCCAGGAGGCUAUGGUGGUCCUCAAGGAUAUGGAGGAUACGGCCAACCACAGGGAGCUUACCCUCCACAGGGAUAUGGCGGAUACCCACCUCAACAGCAGUACAUGCAGCAACAGCCUAAAAAGAGCCGAUUUGGUGGAGGUGCCGGUAUGGCCAUGGGUGCUGGUGCCGGUUUGCUAGGAGGAGUCUUGAUUGCCGAUGCCAUGCACGACUCACAGAUGAACGCUUACGAGCAAGGAUACGAUAAUGGGUACGAUAAUGGAUACGAUAAUGGUUUCGAUAAUGGAGGAGAUUUUGGCGGCGGCGAUUUUGGAGGAGAUUUCUAA
Australozyma saopauloensis is the source of this 762-nucleotide messenger RNA. RefSeq names its product WW domain-containing protein IFU5 (gene IFU5). NCBI's taxonomy places the organism in Eukaryota, Fungi, Ascomycota, Pichiomycetes, Serinales, Metschnikowiaceae. The record is from RefSeq and is a predicted model, not a curated record. Bases 1 to 762 code for a protein of 253 amino acids. Gene Ontology annotation, molecular function: protein binding. The transcript has a single exon.